This is a messenger RNA of Verticillium dahliae VdLs.17, 4068 nucleotides long. RefSeq lists its product as uncharacterized. The record is from RefSeq and is a predicted model, not a curated record. Bases 1 to 4068 code for a protein of 1355 amino acids. The transcript is spliced from 6 exons. Gene Ontology annotation, molecular function: heme binding. Lineage: Eukaryota; Fungi; Ascomycota; Sordariomycetes; Glomerellales; Plectosphaerellaceae. Gene Ontology annotation, cellular component: intracellular membrane-bounded organelle; membrane.
AUGCCUUUUGGGUACAGGACUGUGGCGGCGAGCGACUCGCCAUGGGAUCGGGAGUAUGGGACUGCAACAGACAAGGCCUUCAUCCCACCGGGACGGUCAGCCUUGGACCCGGCCUUCCCCCCUAUGGACCCACGGACACUUCAUCCCCUGAGCGCAGACCAUCAGAAUGUCUUGGACAUUCAUCAUCCGAGCCCUAUGGACAAGCCUUCGCCACCUGAACUGGACGCGUUGUUCUACUCGGAAAGUUCUCAGAUGAUGGACUUCCAUGGCCUGCGAACCUUUGAGGCCGCAGCACUUCAUAAUCCCGCCUGGAGCCAGAAUCGACUGGAAGAGGUCAGCGUGUCUGUCAAAGAGAGCAGCUGGCUGAACGUUUUCAAAAAGAUACGGUGGUGUUCAUUCGAGAGACCCAUUAUAGAAACCUCGCCAGGAUUGGCUGCAGCUGGAUUUGGCAUGGCCGACGAUUGGAGCGUGGACAAUCCGGCCGUCUGGGGUCCGUUGUCCACGUCAAUAGAGUUGGCCAACCGCAUCAUUCUGCAGUCCUUCAAGACACCAUGGAUGCAGGCGCUCUUAACGCCAGAGAAUUGGGUCACAGAGUUGCGUGACGUUCAAGACGCCCGCCGACAGUUCCCAGUAAUACCGAACGCUCCAGUGCCCGUGUUCUUCCCAGAUCCAAACCGGCCGGACAAGACAGAAGAGCAGUGCAAGCAAUAUGUUCAGGGUCUUUUUGCGACACAAAAGCCACUGUGGCAUUUGCAUGCUGACACGGAUGACCGUAGCAGGGUCUGGAUGGGAUUUGCAAGUACCAACACCAGACCAGACCUUAUUUCAGAUUCGGGAUACGGUUACCAUGUCAAUCAUCUUGCUGCCUUCGUCGAUGUAGACCCCUUACGAACCAUGUUGAACCCCAACGCUACGUCGCAUUCUCGCUACAUCGCGAGAGCCAUGUUGGCUAUUACAAUAAGCCAUGAACUCAUGUACUUCAAUGGAGAACGUAUGGCCGAGUUGGGCCACUCCUUUAUUCAAAAUUUCUUCGGAAAUGCUGUUGAAAAUGUGCCACUGAGACUAGGAAAAUACAUGGCAUUGCGCGGACCCAUGGCCGGCUCUGGACCCUUCUUCAACGCUUACUCGACCUUUUUCCCCGAAUCUCAUAUCUCCAUGAACGGCUACACUGCCUUUGUACACGUCGUUCCCGAUCUGCCGGCAGACCCUCUGGCAUACAGGAAAGAUACAAGGUGGGAUGUUGCUGCCGCGAACUUGAUGACAGCCAACUUCCAGAACGACAUGCAGACGGCACGCGCCGAUCUCAGCCUGGUGCGGCACGCCGUAGCGACGUGGCGACCAUGGCAUCACCGAGCUCAUGCGCAGUGGGCUGCAACCGUAUACAGUCACGAGCAAUUUCGGGGCCAGCUACACGAGAUGGUGGAUUGUUUCCGAUCCCCCAUUGCAGGCAUCGCCGGGCCACUGAAGGAACACAAGGCUGCGAGUUUCGUGGCCAGGGUGACGUCCCCAUGGUUUAGAGAAUACGUCGCCAGCUGGCAGGCAUAUCCGCAACCUCACUGGCUGGGGUAUUUCCCAGACUUUGAGACCAUGCACCAUUGUAAAAGGGCCAAGGCCUUCUUCUAUCAAUCCAUGGCCUUACUCGUCGAUGCAGCUCUCGCUCCCAGGGAUCAAGAGAUCAAGUUCCAGGAUCCGCCGCUACCUCCAGCGCCUCCCAGAACCUGGCGACGAAGCGGGAACAAGCCCAAUCCGGUUGGCUACGACCCGAUCGCAUAUCACGAACAGCCCGCUCCAGAGCAGUACACCAUCGAACCCAGACACCAGCCAUACAAUCAAUUUACAUCAGAGAUCCGAGUCCGCGCAAGAAACGUUGAACUAGCGUACCGGUGCUACUGUAUGUACAGGUGGUUCGUCCUGACGACUCAGCCUCUCGACACCGCGUUCUUUGCGCAGUUGAACUCACACAGAGCUCAGCUGGUCGCUCUUCAACAGCAUCAAAUCACGCAUCCGCAUGCUCCCCAGCCUUUGAUCCCCUUCACGUUCCAGUUACCGCCGUACACCGAGACGGCGCAGUUUCGCGCUGAAAACUUCAACGUCUUGGCGAUGACGAAGAUGCUGGAGCUCAACCCAUUGCGAGCUGUGCAACAUCUAUUCCAGCCUGGCCAGGACAUUUUUCAGGAGUGGCUUCAAUUGCCUCAAGAUACAGUAAUGCAUCCUUUCCAGGCACAGCUGGCGCGGACUGUGGAAACCCGCGGUUGCGAAUACUUGACGCUGGGCAGGCUAUACGACCUGCGUGUUCGAAAGGAUAAUGUCCUCGUGCUGGUUCUCUUUGACUCGGAGAUCGAAAUUUUCGAGCUGGAAGAUGUCAUGCAAGUACUGAAGAUGACGGCUGAAGAGGUGCGCGAUGAGAUGGAGCCAUCCGCCUACGGACACGUUCUCAAAAAGAAUGUCAGUGACGAGUUCUACGACACAGAACAUGACAUCCUGCCAUUAGGACGGGUAGCUCAAUGGCUACGCGAGGAGGAUGUUGCCAUUCGCAAUGGCAAGGAGGGUCGCCCGCACUGGAUCACGGCGGCGGGGGGUGUCUAUGAUUUGACAGACUUGGAAGAACCGGCUUCAGAAAGCCAGUCGAAACUGGUGGAGACACUGCUGAGCGCCCCUGGGAGCAACCCGAUGCCACGUGUCUUCCUGGGGGAUCACAACUUCGACGAUGCACUGGCACUGAUAGAGCCUCUCAAGAUCGGAAUGACCCUUCCGUUCGGGUUGGCUGAUGAAUCUGGCUCGAAAAAUGUACUUACAAAUCAUGAAAUUGGAUGGAAUCAGUUUCCUCAGACACGACAGUACAUCCAGAUCCAUGAACAUGCCUACGACAUCACUGGUAUGCUCUAUUACACCUUCAGUUCGACCCGCGUAAUCCGUGCUGAUGAAAACUUGACAGACUAUGCCGAAUGGCAUCCUGGAGGCUCAGAAAUUUUGGCCCGUGCUGCCGGAACCGAUGCUACGAACCUUUUCGAGGAGUACCAUUCUGAGAACGGAGAAGACCUCUUGGAAGCCAUCCAAGGCCUGCGGAUAGGGCGUAUUGUACCAUCCCGUACUCGUUACGAAAAACUCUCUACAACCGAAAUUCGUAUCCAGGACACGAUCUUCGAUAUUGCGCCCCUUCGGGAGACAGAAGCGGAGCUAUUUGUUGCUCUCAAACACUACUGUGGCAAAGAUGUUUCGAAGAAAGUCCUCGCGAUAAAGCCCAGCACCGAGCCCUCAAAGACACACCCGUUGUUGCUAAUGUCGAACAGCAAGCCUGAGCUAAUCGUCACGAAAAUAACGCGCGGCAUGGAAGACCUGCCACUAAUGAGCGAAGCUGAAUUGGUGAUGCAUGACGGCGGUCUAUAUCACGGUCAUGAUGGGUAUGCAGCGUCAUAUGUGGCUUACGACGGCGCUGUGUUUGAUGUUACAACACUGAUGCAAUACGGUCCACGUCCUUUUACCGAUGUUCUAGGCAAGUUCCUCGGCAACCUUAUCCUAUCAGGUGCACGAGAAAUUCGACUUGGGCAACUGUUGCAACAACGAUUUCCGUUUCGAAUUGUCGCCAGGCUCGCCAAGUUUGACGAGCCCCUUGAAUCACUGGCUUCAGAAGUAGUCCGGUGGCAAGAGCAGCGAGACUGGCCAGCGACGUACAACGAGCUGAAAAACUACCUAUUGCGCGAGGAUGAGACGCAACAAGUCUCCUCACCAGCGGACAAGAAACGCAAAGAGAUGUCUCAACAGAUGAAGAGCCCGUAUAAUGCUCCAGAACAUAACAUAGUCCAGGAAAAUCCGAAGCCGGAACAAGAAAAGCGCUUACCGGAAGAGCCAUCGAGUAUUUCAUCAGGGAGGGCCAUGAACCUACAGAAGCUUGCACCAGUGGCUUUGAAAAAGUUGCAAAAGCAACUAAUGACAAUUCGUGGAUCACGGGCGAAGACGAAACGAGUGCAGGAAGAGGCCGUCCGAUCGGGAUCGCGACGGAAGAAACGCCCCUUUGAGUCAGAGUCUUGGGUGAGGCAUGAGCCUGUGAAGCGCGUCAGAGUAGCCUAG